Mesoplodon densirostris (Blainville's beaked whale) is the source of this 508-nucleotide messenger RNA. RefSeq names its product protein FAM136A-like. The transcript has a single exon. NCBI's taxonomy places the organism in Eukaryota, Metazoa, Chordata, Mammalia, Artiodactyla, Ziphiidae. The record is from RefSeq and is a predicted model, not a curated record. Bases 1 to 417 code for a protein of 138 amino acids. Gene Ontology annotation, cellular component: cytoplasm.
AUGGCGGAGCUGCAGCAGCUCCGGGUGCAGGAGGCAGUGGAUUCUAUGGUGAAGAGUCUGGAGAGAGAGAACAUCCGGAAGAUGCAGGGCCUCAUGUUCCGGUGCAGCGCCGGCUGUUGUGAGGACAGCCAGGCAUCCAUGCAGCAAGUGCACCAGUGCACUGAGCGCUGCCAUGCACCUCUGGCUCAAACCCAGGCCCUGGUGACCAGCGAGUUGGAGAAGUUCCAGGACCGCCUGGCCCGGUGCACUAUGCAUUGCAACGACAAAGCCAAAGAUUCAAUUGAUGCAGGGAGUAAAGAGCUUCAGGUGAAGCGGCAGCUGGAGCAUUGCGUGACCACGUGUGUGGAUGACCACAUGAACCUCAUCCCAACCACGAUCAAGAAGAUGAAGGAGUCUCUGUCAUCCAUUGGGAAAUAGAUGUCUGCUAUUGGCCAUCGGGGCUGAAGGCAGGAGUCUAUUUAAAAAGAGAAAUGGGGAUUUGGGUUUUCUAAGGAAAGUUUAUGAAUGA